UCUCAAUUGAUUAUGAGCGCUGCCAAAUUUAUGAAUAUCUUAGCUCAAAGAGAUCAACAGUAAAUAACUUUAUUAAUCACAUUUAGAUAUCUGGAAAAUCCAUAAUUCAACUCAUAUCAGUAAUUCAAGCAGGCGAUAUAAACACUUGGUUUUCAACAAACCUAAUCUACCAUUAUGAAGUUUAAAAACCAAUGUACUCCACCUACAUCCGAUAAUUCACCAUAUUUCUUUUCGAAACAAGAAUAAUGGCAAAAAAACUAAGACUUGUUGGCUCAACAAGUCAACUCCAGUUCCACUAAAUCUUAUCGAGCUAUAUACCCAAAUAAGAAAUUAACAUCUCUAGAGGAAAGAUACUAAUAACACAAUUCCUAAUCUUCUUUUAUGAAUAAAGUGUUAUCCUCUGAGCCUAGCCCACUUCUAUAAUAUAAAUCUCAAAGUCCUUCGUUAAAAGAUAAAGACUAGAGUGAAAUGAGCUAAAUUUAAUAAUAGAUGUCUCAUCCCAUUUUAAAAAAGUCGAACCUUAAGAUUAAAGUCGAUGAAGCAGGGAGAAUCAAAAAAAAAAAAACUGUUUAAAUAGUUGAGAUCCAAUUGGAGAGAGGUAAUUAGAAAGAAGGCUAAAAGAAAAGCCCUAAAAAAAUCAUAACGAAAACAGAAAUCAGAACUGUGUAAGACUUUUUAGUUGAAAAUUCAAGCAAAAAAACCAAAUGA
This is a messenger RNA of Paramecium octaurelia, 708 nucleotides long. The record is from the annotation of a GenBank genome assembly. Lineage: Eukaryota; Ciliophora; Oligohymenophorea; Peniculida; Parameciidae.